This is a messenger RNA of Olea europaea var. sylvestris, 1683 nucleotides long. Its product is annotated as serine carboxypeptidase-like 7. The record is from RefSeq and is a predicted model, not a curated record. The transcript has 14 exons. Gene Ontology annotation, biological process: secondary metabolic process; proteolysis. The coding region runs from base 68 to 1567 and encodes 499 amino acids. Gene Ontology annotation, molecular function: acyltransferase activity, transferring groups other than amino-acyl groups; serine-type carboxypeptidase activity. Lineage: Eukaryota; Viridiplantae; Streptophyta; Magnoliopsida; Lamiales; Oleaceae.
CAAUAUUCCAACUUUUCCUAUUCUAAUCAACUCUCUCAUCAAUUUCAAAAAAGUUUAUCUCAGAUCUAUGCCAUUUUCCAAUAACACAGUAAAACAUACAUGUUUCUGCAGCUCAAUUUCUAGGCUGAUUAUUAUGAAGUUGAUAUGGUUUGAUGCACUUCUUCUCCUUCUUCUUCUUCAGCUUCUCUUUAGCAAGGCAGCAUCAGAGUUCAAUAUAGAGACUCUUCCGGGUUAUUCGGGUACUCUGCCUGUCAAACUCGAAACAGGAUAUAUUGAUGUGGGAGAAACUGAAGAAGUGCAAAUAUUCUACUAUUUCAUCGAGUCCGAAGGCAAUCCUAAAACGGACCCUAUUCUGCUUUGGCUCACGGGUGGACCUGGUUGCUCUGCUCUCUCCGGCCUCUUUUAUGAAAUCGGUCCACUAGCUUUUGAUGAUGUAGAUUUUGAUGGAAGCUUACCAUCUAUUCACCAAAAUCCAUAUUCAUGGACCAAGGUUGCCAAUAUUAUAUUUAUUGAUUGGCCUGUUGGCACUGGAUUUUCCUAUGCAAACACAUCGAAAGGUUACUCUUCUUCAGACACCAAAUCAGCAAAAGACAACUAUACAUUUCUUAGAAAGUGGUUGUCGAAUCACCCUAUGUUUAUGAAAAAUCGUUUAUAUAUUGCCGGGGACUCUUAUGGUGGCAAACUGGUUCCCAUGGUUGCCUUGGAAAUAUUAAAAGUUGUAAGUGUUGCUGGUAAUGCAGGCAAUGAAGCAGGGUUCCACCCACGAAUAUUUCUCCAAGGAUAUAUUAUUGGGAAUGGAGUAACAGAUCCAAACAUUGAUUACAAUGAACGAAUUCCAUAUGCUCACCGAAUGGCUCUUAUACCAGAUGAAUAUUUUGAGUCAGCAAAAAUUAGCUGUGAUGGGAAAUAUUACAAUCCUGAUCCAAAAAAUCUACAAUGUCUUUAUGCUCUUAGACCGAUCCAAGAGAGUAUAAAAAAUGUAAAUGGAGGACAUAUUCUGGAACCAAAAUGUAAAAUUAUAGCACCAAAACCAGAUGAAUUGGGAUGGGAUCAAACACUUGUCGAAGAUGAUUCCAUUGACCACCUCUUCCUUCCAUCCAAAAUAGAUGGAUUGUGGUGCCGCCCUCAAACUUACGCAACGUCAUAUAUUUGGGCAAAUGAUCCAAUCGUCCAAGAAGCUCUUCAUAUUAAAAAGGGAACAAUAACAGAUUGGACGAGAUGCAAUCACAGCUUAUCCUAUGAACAUAAUAUAGAAAGUGUUGUUCAAUAUCAUAAAAUCCUUAGCAGGAAAGGAUAUGAAGCUUUGGUAUAUAGUGGUGAUCAUGACAUGGGUGUACCUUAUAUGGGUACUUUAAAAUGGAUUCGUGGUCUCAAUCUGACCAUAGAUGAUGAGUGGAGACCUUGGAAUGUUAACGGCCAAGUUGCAGGAUACACAAGGAAAUACAAGAAGAAUGACUUCUAUCUCACAUUCGUAACGGUGAAGGGUGCAGGUCAUACGGCUCCUGAAUAUAACCCUGAACAGUGUCUUGCAAUGCUCGACCGAUGGCUCUCUUUAUAUCCUUUAUAGGUUUAGGUUGAUGACGAAGUUUUAAGGGUUCAUCCAUUACAUCUUUUUAACACGGUAUUGUCAUUAUACAAUCUGUAAUUGUUUAUUCAGUUAAUAAAACCAAUGUAAUGUGAUAA